Molecule: messenger RNA, 969 nt
Organism: Phalaenopsis equestris
Lineage: Eukaryota; Viridiplantae; Streptophyta; Magnoliopsida; Asparagales; Orchidaceae
Product: protein PIN-LIKES 6-like
Exons: 4
Coding region: 420-902 (160 amino acids)
Biological process (GO): endoplasmic reticulum to cytosol auxin transport
Cellular component (GO): membrane
Source: RefSeq, a predicted model, not a curated record
UACAGAGCUUGCGGCAAUUCCCCCGAUGUCGCGUCGUGGGGCCAGGAGAAGGACGACUGCGGCGUUGCACUGGAAACUUCGCAUGCUUUUUCAAAUCCCUCGACGUCCCUUUUUUGGAUUUUCUAGGGUUUCUCGGCAAGGCAGAAGCUUCUUGGCAAGUUAGUGCGUUGCACUGGAAACUGCUCAUGAGCUCAGACUGAAGGCAAGUAAGUGCUUCUUGAAGGAAACAAUUCUGUUUUCGGUUUUUGAAGAGGAUUUCGAAAUUAAGGGAUUUUGCGUGCGUGCUGCUGUUAUUUUGAUUUUGUAAGAGUAAUAUAAAGUUGAUUUUUGAGCUUGAGAAGCAUAGCUGAAGGUUAGUUCACCGUUGCUGAGAAUCUAGUCACAGUCUCUUGAUAUUGGGGUUUUUUGAAGGAAGGAUAAUGGAAAGGUCGCUGCUUGCCAUCUUAUUAGAUGGUCAAGCUGCCCGAGGAGAAUCUAUUUUCAACACGAUAAAGUUUGCAGUGCUGCCUAUUGCGAAGGUUUUCACGAUGUGCUCCAUGGGUUUUCUCAUGGCCUCCAAAUAUGUAAAUAUUCUUCCUGCAAAUAGCCGAAAGAUUCUCAAUGGGCUCGUCUUCUCACUCCUACUUCCCUGUCUAAUUUUUUCUCAACUUGGGCGAGCAAUUACAUUGCAGAAAUUGCUAGAUUGGUGGUUUAUUCCGGUCAACAUUAUCAUGGGUACAAUAUCAGGUUCCUUGAUUGGCCUCAUUGUUGCAUCAGUCAUUAGACCUCCAUAUCCAUAUUUCAAGUUCACCAUCAUACUUAUUGGUACAGGUAAUAUUCAAAACGCGAAGGAGCAGUUUAUUUUCUUUUAUUCUAUUAGGCAGGAUUUUCUGGUGCUUCAGAAUCGUUCUAGUAUUUUUUGACAAGUACUCUGGUGAAUUUGGUUGGAAUUCAUCUUUUAUCAAACUUGACUUCUGUAUAUAUUUUUUC